Messenger RNA from Staurois parvus, 350 nucleotides. The record is from the annotation of a GenBank genome assembly. Lineage: Eukaryota; Metazoa; Chordata; Amphibia; Anura; Ranidae.
CAUAGCUGCUGCCAGGCCCCUAAUCUGCCAUGGGCCCCUGUACCGCCUCCUCAUGCUCUGUGCUGCUGGGUCCCUUGUCUCAUGCCAUGUGCCACUUUCAGGUCUCCUCACACUGCUGGUGUGUUUCCAUUUUUUGUCAUAGGGUGCUGGCAGAUUACGGGCCUCCCAUAGCUGCUGCCAGGCCCCUAAUCUGCCAUGGGCCCCUAUACCGCCUCCUCAUGCUGCUGCCAGGUCCAGAGUCUCUCAUGGGUCCCUGUACGGCCUCCCAUUGCUGCUGUCUCCAUCGCCACACUCUGCCAUGUGCCACUUUCAGGUCUCCUCACACUGCUGCUGGUGUGUUCCAUUUUUUG